This is a messenger RNA of Stylophora pistillata, 1482 nucleotides long. RefSeq lists its product as uncharacterized. Lineage: Eukaryota; Metazoa; Cnidaria; Anthozoa; Scleractinia; Pocilloporidae. The record is from RefSeq and is a predicted model, not a curated record. Gene Ontology annotation, cellular component: extracellular region.
UGCACGGAGAUACCUAUAACAGAUUUCAAAAAGAAGAAAUAAAUUUAACAAGAAAAGAAAGAUCUCAGGUAGCAGGCUGUUUUAAGUCGCGGACAAAGAGGCUUUGUUUUAAGUGAGACACUUGAACAAGACAAGAGGUGAAUCUUGAAAUUUGAUCUUCGACACUUGAGGGUAUGAAAGCUUGGAUUGUCAACAUCUGUGUGCUUUCCUUCCUGUUAGUUCAGGUUUACGCUGACCACUCCUCGAAAGACGAAAAAAGGGAAAAUCUAGGUUUCCGCCCGGUGCACUUUUCUGCUGUUGGUCUGCCUCUAGGAGACAAUCCAGCCAAUGGAGGAGCGCCAUCGACAGGAGCUUUUAAAAUCCAAGAUGGAAACGUUGUCGGUGCAGGUACGUAUGAGUUUGAACCGGAUGGUGUGGAUGUCGAUAUCGGUCUGAAAAUAUCAAACAAAGCGCCUGGUGCACCUGGAGGGGCCGGGGCAGGCGGAGGACCAGGUGCAGGCGGAGGACCACGGGCUGGUGGAGGACCGGGUGCAGCUGGUACCCCGAGGCCAGCGCUUUGUCCGGUACCCUGUUCACAAACUAAACCAACACAGGCGCCUUCAGCUACUCCCGGUGGUGCUGCAGCCCCUGGUGGCGUAACACCGGGUAGCACCACACCUGGGGGAUCCACACCGAGUGGAUCCACACCAGGUGGCGUCACGCCCGGUGGUGCUACACCAACUGGUGGAGGAGGUGCUGGAGGAACAGGGCCUACACAAGGAGUCACUACACCUAAAACUGGAGGAGGAGCUGCCACAACACCACCAAGUAGCGGUGGUGGAGGAUCAGACGAAGAGCAAGCACUGAGAAAACAUAACGAAUAUCGAAGAAGGCACGGUGUUCCGGAAAUGAAGCUAAAUGCCGAGAUGAGCAAGGCUGCAGCGGCAUAUGCCCAAAAAAUUGCCCAGAUGGGUGCACUGAAGCACGCCUCACGAGAAGAAAGAAACGAGGACGGGGAAAAUCUGUCCAUGGGCUGUGAUAGUGAUGGUCAAACAACAGCUGAAGCUACUACAAAUUGGUACAACGAAGUCUGUGAAUAUGGAUACUCCUUUGGCCAACCAAGCGGAACUGGAGGGACUGGCCACUUUACUCAAGUUAUUUGGAAGGGAAGUGUCGAGCUCGGUAUUGGAAAAGCAGACAUCGAUAAGGAUGGAAUGAAAUGCUCCUACAUUGUAGGUCGUUACAAACCAGCUGGGAAUAUGAUUGGAGAUUACGCUGAAAACGUACCUAAGGGCUCCUUUGAUAAAGCCAAGGAUUGUACAGGUGUUAAAAGGACGAUUAUGCAAUACUUGUCGCCACGCUCCAAGAUUCACCACAAGAAACGAGCAAGCAAAUCACACAAACACGAACAUAGAUAAUGUGACUGCAGUGGACACAAUGCAGACAAAAAAAUUGCUGGAUGCAUAAACAGAGCCUCCUUACUCUAAUUCCAUGUUGAAAAAA